AUGGACCGAAUUGCGCAGGCGAUCAGUGAGAUCGUGAACCCCAAGCCGACCGCGCUCGUUCCAGUUGCCGUGGGCAGUGAGGAGAUCGAGGUGGCUGCUCUCUGCGAUAUCUUGGCUCGCGGCGGCGUGCGCGUGACUGUCGCCAACGUCGAUGGCCAUCUCCACCACAUCGUGAAGUUGGCCAAAGGGACGGACGUUCAAGCGGACAAGCCGAUCGAGUUCUGCGUGAACGACGAGUACGAUGUCAUUGCAGUCCCCGGAGGCCCCGGUGCUAAGACCUUGGGGGCUUGUCGGACGCUGGUCAAUCUGCUGAAGGAGCAGAAGGGGGCGGGAAAGCUGUACGCUGCGGUUGGUGAAGCCGUUUACGACGUGCUCUUCCACAACGCCCUUGUCGAGGGCCCCAUGGCUGGCCAUCCGACCGACAAACUGGUCAUGGCCGACUUGUACUCGGACGACAAGGUGGUGAUCGCUGAGAACUGCGUGACGAGUGAAGGCCCCGCGACAGCCAUCGCCUGGGCUGUGACUCUGGUCGAGCUGCUUCGGAGCGAAAAAGUCGCGCGCGAGAUCGCCAAAGACAUCUCGUUCGAGCCCAUCAAGAAGUAA
Molecule: messenger RNA, 603 nt
Organism: Phytophthora sojae
Lineage: Eukaryota; Oomycota; Peronosporomycetes; Peronosporales; Peronosporaceae
Exons: 2
Coding region: 1-603 (200 amino acids)
Biological process (GO): protein deglycation, glyoxal removal; guanine deglycation, glyoxal removal
Cellular component (GO): cytosol; nucleus
Molecular function (GO): protein deglycase activity
Source: RefSeq, a predicted model, not a curated record